AUGGCUUCACCCGAGUCUCGUCGCAAGACAGCGGCUGUUGAUCACCAAAUCCUCUUUGACAGCGUCGAGAAUGGCGGAGUCUUCGACAGUGUGGGGGCGUCCCGGCUGGAGCUUGUCUUCGAAGUUGGUGUCUCCUUUUGCAAAGCGGGCAAACCAGCGUUGGAUAGUCCUGAUGGUAUUCUGCUGUUGAUGUCGCGGGCUACUGCCGUUGCUCCAAUGCCGCCACGUCAUUCAUAG
This is a messenger RNA of Necator americanus (New World hookworm), 237 nucleotides long. RefSeq lists its product as uncharacterized. The transcript has a single exon. Lineage: Eukaryota; Metazoa; Nematoda; Chromadorea; Rhabditida; Ancylostomatidae. The coding region runs from base 1 to 237 and encodes 78 amino acids. The record is from RefSeq and is a predicted model, not a curated record.